AUGUAUGGGACAUCACUGCCAGGUGCUCCACUACAGGCUGUCAAGGGCCACCUGCCAGGUGCUCCACUACAGGCUGUCAAGGGCCACCUGCCAGGUGCUCCACUACAGGCUGUCAAGGGCCACCUGCCAGGUGCUCCACUACAGGCUGUCAAGGGCCACCUGCCAGAUGCUCCACCACAGGCUGUCAAGGGCCACCUGCCAGAUGCUCCACUACAGGCUGUCAAGGGCCACCUGCCAGAUGCUCCACUACAGGCUGUCAAGGGCCACCUGCCAGAUGCUCCACUACAGGCUGUCAAGGGCCACCUGCCAGAUGCUCCACCACAGGCUGUCAAGGGCCACCUGCCAGAUGCUCCACCACAGGCUGUCAAGGGCCACCUGCCAGGUGCUCCACUACAGGCUGUCAAGGGCCACCUGCCUGCAGUGUUCCUUAAUGUUGACCUUUAG
This is a messenger RNA of Procambarus clarkii (red swamp crayfish), 444 nucleotides long. The record is from RefSeq and is a predicted model, not a curated record. NCBI's taxonomy places the organism in Eukaryota, Metazoa, Arthropoda, Malacostraca, Decapoda, Cambaridae.